This is a messenger RNA of Cygnus olor (mute swan), 1854 nucleotides long. RefSeq names its product Myb/SANT DNA binding domain containing 4 with coiled-coils (gene MSANTD4). The transcript has 3 exons. The record is from RefSeq and is a predicted model, not a curated record. The coding region runs from base 657 to 1694 and encodes 345 amino acids. NCBI's taxonomy places the organism in Eukaryota, Metazoa, Chordata, Aves, Anseriformes, Anatidae.
AUAAUUAAAAUAAAGGUCAGGUUUUUCUAGAGGGCAAUUCAAGCUUAAUGCUAACAACAGUCCUUCAGCCCUGGUGAACGCAUGGGGUUUGGGGGGUGUUUGGCUAAUUCUGGCUGUGGGGUUUUUGUUGCGGCUUUAAGUGCUCCAUUUCAGCAUGUGCACACAGUAAGAUGUGAGCAAAGGACACAAAAAGGCAUAGAAUGUGGAUGCGUCUGUCGGUCUGUACUCUGCAGUUAUUACUGGUCUGCGUAUUUACGUUCUGUUCACUUUUGCAAUACCUGUUUCAUUUCAAUACUGACAAGUAGUUUCAUCUUCUUUAGUCCAGAUACGAGGACCGUCUUAACCUUCGCUUGCUUCUGCCUGACAGGACUGCAUCAAACUCACAGCAUCAUGCUGCUGUCUUACCUGGAAGCCCUUUGAAAGCUUUCUGUUCUCUCAUGAUCAACAGCGUUUCUGUUUCUCUGGCCAGCAGGUUGCAUUUCUACCCAAAAGGAAGCCUGACAAAUAGGAAAAUACUACAAAGUGAAGAGAAAAAUAAUUUCACGAGAAAUGAGCUCUGCUUUCAUUGCUAAAUUUUAUUUGUAUUACUAGCUGAUUAGCGUCAAAUAAUCCUUGUAGUCUGCUGUGGUAAAAUUAUUAGAUUAAAGCUGGAAAAAAUGAAACAAUUAAAAAGAAAAAGAAAAAGUAAUUUUAGUGUUCAGGAAACUCAAACUCUCCUUAAGGAAAUCAGAAAAAGGAGAGAAGUACUCUUUUCGAAACAACUUAAUACAACAAUUAAUGAGAUGAAACGGAAGGCUUGGGAGGAAAUAGCAGAGUGUGUAAAUGCUGUAGGUGAAGGAGAGCAGAGAACAGGGACAGAAGUGAAAAGGAGGUACCUUGACUGGAGAGCACUCAUGAAGAGAAAACGCCUGAAUGCAAACAUCAAGAUGGUAGGUGCUGGGUUUCAUCUUCCUUCAUCUGAUCUAGAUGACUCUCUCAAUGAAGAUAUGGAUGACAAAAUGGGAUUUGCAAACGAAUCUAGUUUUGAAUGGCAGAAUAUCACCGACUUCAGAGAAGCAGGUGGAUCUUUAACAGAAAUCAAAGUAGAAGAAGAAGAGGAGGAUCCACAAAACUUUGAGUUUCCUAUUGAGGAAGAAGAAGAAAUUUUGUCAUCAGUUUUGCCAGAUUCAAAAAAAGAAAAUGACCUACCAGAUUUCACCCACAUCGAGGAGUUUGGAAAUCUAAGCUCUGCUCAAGCUAGGUUAGCUUAUGAAGAUUCUCACUUGCUUAUAAAUCUGGAGAAGCAGAAGGUGGAGCUGGAGAAGCAGCGACUAGACAUAGAAGCUGAAAGAUUGCAAGUGGAGAAGGAACGCCUGCAAAUUGAAAAAGAACGUUUGCGGCAUGUUGACUUGGAGCAUGAGAGACUUCAGCUUGAGAAGGAGCGACUUCAGAUCGAGCGGGAGAAACUGAGGCUAGAGACUCUGCAUGCUGAAAAACCGGCCCUGGAAAACGAUCUGACCCAAACAGAAAAGCCUGUCGUGCAGCCUCUGGAUCUAGAAACUGAGAAGUUAAAACUUGAGAAAGAACGUUUGCAGUUAGAGAAAGAGAGGCUGCAGUUCCUAAAGUUUGAGUCAGAGAAGCUGCAGAUUGAGAAGGAACGCUUGCAAGUGGAAAAAGAACGCCUGCGAAUUCAGAGAGAGGGUCAUUUGCAGUAAACUUCUCAACUGAGGAGUCAGUACUAGCGAUUUGAUGUUUGUAAAAUAGAGGUAGUUCUUUUCCUAGUACUGAAACUGUCCUAGAGGUUUAAUGUUCUUCUGUUCAGAGUUGAAUGUUGAUGUUAAAGUUAAAAAAAAAAAAAAAAAAAAGAUGGGGGGG